This is a messenger RNA of Haplochromis burtoni (Burton's mouthbrooder), 2575 nucleotides long. RefSeq names its product cell cycle control protein 50A. Gene Ontology annotation, biological process: phospholipid translocation. The record is from RefSeq and is a predicted model, not a curated record. Gene Ontology annotation, cellular component: endoplasmic reticulum; plasma membrane; Golgi apparatus. NCBI's taxonomy places the organism in Eukaryota, Metazoa, Chordata, Actinopteri, Cichliformes, Cichlidae. The coding region runs from base 244 to 1350 and encodes 368 amino acids. The transcript is spliced from 7 exons.
UGGGUGUUGUUGACAAACCUGUUUGCACACUUCCGGGAAAGGAAGUGCUAGCCGUCUUUAGCUAGCCUCUCCGUGGUUUAGAGAUGAACUAACAGAACUUUGAUUAGCAUAAAUAACACUCAAAUUAGCAACAAGCUAAUGACGACGUCGUUUAAGACCGGCGCCUUUUAAAAACAACUGUCGUCGAGAAGCUAGCCCCGUUAGCUUGCUAAGGUCAGCUGGAUAAAUCACAGAUCCGAAGUUAUGAUGGCGUCCAGUUACAGCGCCAAAGACGAGGACGGCCACAUCACCGUGUCUGGACCCGGUGGCGGGACUCUGCGGAACAAGAAGCCCGAAAACACCGCCUUUAAGCAGCAGAGGCUCCCCGCGUGGCAGCCCAUCCUCACCGCGGGCACUGUCCUCCCGGCCUUCUUCAUCAUCGGGCUCAUCUUCAUCCCCAUCGGCAUCGGCCUGUACGUGACGUCUAACAACAUCAAGGAGUUUGAGAUCGAUUAUACCGGAGAUGACACGUCCAGUCCCUGCUACAACUGUGCAAAGAACUUCAGCUGGAACAACACGAAGUCCUGCACCUGCACAAUCCCCUUCCAGCUGGAUCAGCCUUACGAGAGCAACGUCUUCAUGUAUUACGGCCUCUCCAACUUUUACCAAAAUCACAGACGUUACGUGAAGUCAAGAGAUGACAGCCAGCUGAACGGAAACAUCGAUUCCCUCAAGAAGCCCAGCAAGGAGUGUGAACCAUAUGCUUCCAUUGAUAAUAAGCCAAUUGCUCCGUGUGGGGCCAUCGCCAACAGCAUGUUUAACGACACUUUGACGCUAUUUUACAAUGACCCCAACGGCACAAGUGUCCCGAUCCCGCUGACGUCCACAGGAAUUGCCUGGUGGACGGACAAACAUGUGAAGUUCAGGAACCCUGUAGGCACCAACUCAAACCUCACGGCUGUUUUUCAAGGAACAGUGAAGCCGGUGAACUGGCACCGGCCCGUGUACGAGCUGGACACUGAUCCGGAGAACAACGGCUUCAUCAAUGAGGACUUCAUCGUGUGGAUGAGAACUGCCGCUCUGCCCACCUUCCGCAAACUCUACCGCAUCAUCCAAAAGAAGAACACAAUGGCCCCCACCCUCCCCCGAGGAAACUACACCUUAGUGGUGGACUACAAUUACCCUGUUCGCAGCUUUGAGGGCAGGAAGCGGAUGAUCCUGAGCACCAUCUCCUGGAUGGGAGGCAAGAACCCAUUCUUGGGCAUCGCCUACAUCACCGUGGGCUCCGUCUGCUUCUUCCUGGGCGUCGUGCUGCUGGUCAUCCACCACAAAUACGGGAACCGCAACAACAGCGCUAACAUCUCAAACUGAGGUGCCGGCUGCGCUCCAGCUCGCCUCCACCGCCAUAAAUAUGAUGCGAUGAUGAAUCUGAGGAAACGGGUGACGAUGGUAGAUUCAUCUUCAGCUGUAGUGCAGAGUUCAUGUUCUAAAGUCACACUAAAAUGCCAAUCUUAAAGAAAUCAGUUGAAAAUGUGCUCAUUCCUCUCCUAACUAUACAAGUCUAACAAAAACGAUUGUGUCAGAGAUUCAAGUCAGCACGCAGAACGACCUAAAGCCCAGCCAGACUCUUCAAAUAUUAAAAAAAUAAUAAUAAUAAAAAAUUAACAGGGAGGAGUCUGGAAAGUUUUUUACGUCACUUUAGGAUCUCUGAUGGUGAAGUGUAAGUGAGCGGGAGUAUAAGUGUGAGAGCUGCAUGCUGCUGAGAUGUUGUUAUCACCGCGCUGCUCGGGUGUAUGAUGGUGUGUUAGGCCCACCGAAGGCAGAAAAUGUGGCUAAAGUUGUAAAUUUACCAGAAAAAGUGGCAAAAUUAAUAGUAAAAACGUAUGAGACUGUCAAAAAGAAAUUUGGCAAGUUCAUGGGAAACAAAAUGUGCAAAUACGACAGAAUUAAUAUAAGGAAAAAACUAAAAAAAGAGACCCUCUCGCGGUCUCUUUCUACCCCUCGUUGGUUCUGGUACGGCGUUGAAUGGGUGGCUUGUCUUUGUGCCUCCUUUUUGUCGUUGUCCUAAAUCUUUAACUGCGCUUUAACUGUGUUGUAGCAAUUUCAAGGGAACACACAGAGUACUGCAGCUAAAAAAAAGAGUGUUUAUUUUUUGUAUUUACAUGAACAAUUUUAUGAGAUGUUUGCUUGCUAGAGUAAAGCCAGUAUUUGCACGUGAGACCUCAGGGUUGCAGAGUCUGAAACAGGUUUAAAUUUGAGUGAGUAUCCAGAGAAAUGUGCACUGAUGCGUAGUUUCAUCCACUGUGGUUUACAUGCAGUAACAACAGCGCAGCAUGACUCAGCACUACAUGUGAUUAAAUGUUUUCUGUGCUACGAGUGAAUUUAUGUCGUUUUACAGCCAUUUUUAAGCUACGAGGAGCUGCAGCUUCUUCCACCUGCUCAUUAAAUAGAUGCUGCAUGUUCAGAUGUGCCGAGAUAUAUUAUGCUUUUUAUUUUUUAACAUAGAAAUGAAUUUAUUACCUGCAUUUGUGUCUGGUUGGAUUUGACUUUUGUGUUUUUGAUACUUCACCUGUGUUUUGUUGUUUUUGCUUUAAAA